Messenger RNA from Vitis vinifera (wine grape), 486 nucleotides. Its product is annotated as extensin-like. The transcript is spliced from 2 exons. Bases 1 to 486 code for a protein of 161 amino acids. The record is from RefSeq and is a predicted model, not a curated record. NCBI's taxonomy places the organism in Eukaryota, Viridiplantae, Streptophyta, Magnoliopsida, Vitales, Vitaceae.
AUGGCGAAGACCAGAGGAGGCCAUUCCGCCUCCCCAUCCUCACCGACACCUCGACCACCUCGAGCCGCCAUGGGAGCCGCAGCUUUGCCGCCUGUUCAGGCCCCGGCCAUUCCCCCAUCUGAGGGGGAAGCUCCUUCUCAGCGCCGAUACCCUACCAGGAGGCCACCCACGCACCCUCUGCCACCAGUCGAUCAGGCCACGAGCCCUGUUCCUCGACCCCCUGCGAAGAGGACCAAAGUCUUGGGUCCUGGAGAGCCAUCCCACGCACCUCAGCCAGAGCCAUCUACAGAGGAACCUCGGAUUCCUCCGGAUAUUCCUCUCGAGACCGUUAUCAGGCGUCCCAUGCUAGCUGGACCACCGAUAGAAGGCAACUUAGAUUGCAGAGAUCGACCCUUCCAUUCCGAGACCUAUUUUGAUAGAGAGGGGGACUUCUACAGCCUCGGUAUUGACCAGGAGAGAGCUUCCAUCUGGGAUGCUCCUCAUUGA